GGGAAAUAUGUUUGUUUUGAUUCUCCUUUACUACGUCAUCGCGAUGCUGGGCAUCGUCGUCGCGUAUCUUGUGGCCGCGGUUUCCCCCAACAUGGAUGUCGCAAAUACGAUGCUGCCAGUGUACGUCACAACCUGCAUGUACUUCGGAGGAUUCUUCAUCGUCUUCUCCAAGAUCGGACCAGGAAGGAUGGUACCCAGGAUACAACAGUUAACUCUUCAUCUAACUUAUAGCUUCAUCUAACUAUAAAUAGUCAUGAAGGGAAGUCUAAGGUUUACUGGUGAUGGUGAUACUGAUAUCCAGGUACGUGGUGGUAUGUAUAGACCCACCAAUCCUGACGUUAGGUUGUUAAAGUGAAUCAAACAAUAGCAAACUUUGACAGAAAACUGUUCCUUGUGGAUGAUAAAAUGGAAAAAUUGUGCUUAUCGUAACAUAAUUACUUCUACAAAAUGGUACUGGUUUUCAUGGAUCAGCUUUUUGCGCUAUCCGCAUGGUGCCAAGCAAGAACUGUCCACAUUGUCGUUGUUAAAGAUGACCUGUUUCUAAUUGAUUCCAUUAGAUUCGAGUAGAAUAUGAGGAGCCUGACUAAUUGUGAUAGGUAGAAGAACUAGUUGUAAUUUAGAAGUAUGUUCGAAAAACAUCCUGCUGAUUACACAAAGAGUUUUUGAACUUAGUAG
Amoebophrya sp. A25 is the source of this 675-nucleotide messenger RNA. Lineage: Eukaryota; Dinophyceae; Syndiniales; Amoebophryaceae. The record is from the annotation of a GenBank genome assembly.